Messenger RNA from Dictyostelium discoideum AX4, 276 nucleotides. RefSeq lists its product as hypothetical. The record is from RefSeq and is a predicted model, not a curated record. The transcript is spliced from 2 exons. Lineage: Eukaryota; Evosea; Eumycetozoa; Dictyosteliales; Dictyosteliaceae. The coding region runs from base 1 to 276 and encodes 91 amino acids.
AUGGGUCAAGAUAGAGACGAUAAUCCAUAUAAACUUUCACCACGUUAUAGAAACAAGGCACCAGUUAUCAGAAACCCUAAAUUUGAUUGUAUAGAACUUUUCAGUAAACUUGGUUCAUGUCUUUCUAAAAGUGGUUUUGAUAUAUCAAAAUGUGCACCUCAACUUGCAUUAGUUAAUGAUUGUAAAAAACAAGCUAAAAUUGUAAGACGUGUUUCACCAUUUGGUUUCCAUUUCAAUAGAAUCGUUUCAAAUAAAUUUAAAAUUCCAAUUCCAUAA